AGGGAACCUUCCCGUUACGAUUUUCUCUUCGUUUCACGCUCUCCUUUUUCCCUCUGAGCUGAUUGUGUAUGAUAAUGAUAAAAUAUGAGAUCUCUGAAAAGUGCCAAAUAGAAGCUGGCUCACACGGCAAACCGAGGAAGGACUGAAGACUGAAAUUUGGCAACAAUGUUUGGUGAAUAACCCAUACAUUUCAGUAUGUAAUCUACAAAAAAAAAAAAAAUGCUGUAAGACUGCUCUGUUUUGCUUUUUUUCUUUUAAACUUAUUACACAGCAGACCAUCACAAUUCCUCUAAAAGCAACUACACUACAGAGAUUGCAAUCUGAAAUUCCUUUUGAAAUUACAAAUCUUUUCUUUCCCACAGCUUCAUAGCAUGUUAUUUACUUCAGACAUGGAUUCUGGACUUCUUUCCUUGGCUGUCCUGCUGAGUCUUUAAGAGCUUUAUGGAUUAAAUUAUAAUAGAAACCACUGCGUUAUAGCCUGUUCCAUAACACUAAUGGUUCAAAAACAUGGAGGUGAUGAGUAUGAAUGAAAUCAAGGAAGCAAAGCAGUAAUCAAGUUCCCACAGCUUCAUAGAGAACUGAGCUAAGAAUUACUGUACUUCCCCCACAAUGCCAGCUCCCCAAUUCUCUUGCCAUUUCUCUGAAUCCUAGCAGCCAAAAAUUUGUUGCCAGGUCAGGGAAACAGAUCUGCCUAUAGAAGGCCAAUAAAAACCAGGCAGAACUAAUCCCCCGACUUCAUCUUCUCCGGCACCAUAACAAAAAUGUUGCAAAUUGUAUGGCAAGGCAUAUUUAAACAGGGAAAUCAUACUUUAAACUGAGACAUCUUAAUUCAAAUAUAAGAUCCCUUUAUAGUGGGUUGAAGAUCAGGUGUUCUAUACCGUUAUGAAUUUUACCUGGUUUUCUACCUGCCUCCUGAAGAGGUAUCAGAUGGUCUUUGCUGAGUUGAUUUUAAAGUUCUUUUCUCUCAUUUUUUAAAAAUUAAGUAAUAAUUAUAGCUAUGAAUUUGAUACUUUGACAUUUUUGCUUCAUCAAAUGUUCACUUUUAAGUUCACUUAAAGUUCUUAUUGUACUUCAUGGAGCAUAAUAAAAUCACUAUUAUGCAUGUUGAACUACUGUUGGUUGAAUAAAUUGCAAUUAUCAUAAUCAGAUAGGCUAAUAUAUAAAUAAUAGUUUAUUUAUAUAUUUAUUUAAUAUUAUAAAUUCCCAUAACAUUUUAAGCUACAAAGAAAUAUGUGAUGUUUGAAAUUAGAUUACAAGUAUGUAUGCAAACUAAUGUAAGAAAUUUCAGGUAUUGGAGGAAGGUGGAGUAUCAAAAAUAAAUUAUUUUAAUAAAUAAAUAUUUUUAAAGAUCUAUCCCAGCGAUCUAUCUAUUCCUCUACAGGAAUCUGUUGCAGAGAUCUAAGGUAUUAUAAAUAAAUUGACCUUGAUUUUUGAUCUAGUGCAAAGUUAAUACUGUAUAUGAGAUCAAGCAGUUACUUCCCCUUUAAGAUAUACAUCCACAUCAAAGGAUAUAAAUUAGACACAAUGAAAGUACUUGUUCAGUUGUAAAGAUUUCCCUUAGUACUAUGAAACAUGGAAGAAAGGACAAAGCCAGCAAUUACAAUGGUUAAUACAAAGGAUAUCACUAAGGUGUCUUUAGCUCAGUUUCUAAGCUUUUACAAACAACCCAUAAGUGAAGAACAAGCCUGGGCUAUAUGCUUUCAUGGCUGUUGUAAAAUGGAUCAGAUAUUAGCUCAGGAACUAGGUUCUGUAGUUCAGAUGAAGAUUCUAGAUAUUGAUGACCUCUAUAUUCAUUCUGACGGAAGUAUAUCUUUCACUAUCAAACAUAACUAUGAUGGUCACAUAAAUCAACAGCCAAGGGAGAUUUUAGAAGAUAAGUUGGCAGAAUCAUUAGGAAAGUUGAUCUACAAAGCUCUGGACUGGGGAAUCGAGAGCCAUAUGGAGAGAGAGCUGAGUGAGUCACUGGCAAAGCUAAUAACGGUUAUGCUCAAACUGAAUGCAGAGACCUCAAACACCACAGUUGCUUUCCAGGAUGUAAUCAAGAUCUGUGAGGAUCACUUCCACAGACCAUCCAAAGCUGCCAGUCAUUAUACAACCAUCUGCCAAAUGCUGUUCUCUGAGUACAUUGAGCUUCAGAAACUUAUGUUAACCAUACAGAAUUGCAAAGAGGAUUUGGGAAGAAUGAAUGAAGAAGACUGUUCUGUCAGGCAGAAGACAAACAAUUGGAAAAGAGCGAAGCUGCAGAAGGUUGAGCAAACUCUGCACAGCAUUCCUCCAGGAGAAGGCAUCCUUUCAUCCUACAGUAUGGUGGUGGAUGAUAUUAAAAACAGACGCUACAGCCUCCAUUCAGUAUCAGUAUGGAAAUUGAAGGAGAAGACCUUCCGAGAACUCAGCCUGCAUGAGCAGCUCAUGAUUGAAGUGAAAAAUCCACCCAAACUUCGACCCAUCUUUGUACAGAAAAGUGGCAACAAUUAUAAAGGAGAUACUCAGAAGUUCAUCCUGAAUUCUCCACAUAAUAGUAUCUUCCCUGAACAGAAUAUCAGCACUGACUUCUCAAAAGCUAAAAAACCACGACUGAGCUACAUUCAGUCAGAUUUGGAACCAAAAAUAAAACUAGGAGAGCUAUGUAAGGAGGGUAGAGGAUCAGAAACCAAGACAUGUUCAAGAUGGUCAUUACCAAGCAUUGCAGAUUUGAUGGGAACAAGAUAUUUAGAAAUAAAAGAUUCCUGCCAAAGAGAAACAAGCAACUUGCCUUCAAGGGCUGAGCUUUGUCUCCUUUGUUGUAACCAAUUUUUUAUAUGGCCCUAUGUGUGUCAUCUCUGUAGUAGUGUGAUCUGCAAAGAUUGCUGCAUCAAAAUGUCUAUGCCAGUCAGACCUUGUGCACGCCUUCCACUUAACUUCUUUAAAAUGAUACGACUGGGCAAGGAAGAUGAUCAGGGCCUGCACAACCAAAAAGCUGCACAGCUUGAAGUAGAACAGUGGGAUUCAUCAAGAGUACCUCUUGUGUUUGAACCUCAUUGCUUAACACCAUCUUUUGCCUGCCGCAUAAAAAGUAUGAUGGAUUGGCCUUCUAUGGACAUCUGUAUCAAAUGUGAGCAAUACCUUCUGGAGAUGCUAUCCCAUCAUUCGCCUUGUAGAAAACGGCGUCUGUCAUGGACUGAUUUGAAAUAAUGGUUUUUACUGCUGUGUAAAAUUGGACAAAUGUAAACCAGUGAUCUUACAGAUUUAAAUGAAUUGAUCCUUGUUAUUUUUCCCCCUCUCUUCUCACCCAACAUGACAAAUUCUAUUAACCUGAUCUGGAAAACUAUACUUAUAAAAAAAUGUAAAACACCAUAUACAUCUUUGAUCUUCUUACUUUUAAUCAAUAAAUACUUUCAAAAGCCAUGCUUUAAGUCUUUUCGUCACAGUUUAAAUCUAUAUAUUUAAUGUUAAACCUAAGUGGUUGCAACUGUACACUUAAAAUAAGGGACUGUCAUCAAGGAAGGAUAUAGAAGAUUAUCACCUAUAGUGUAACUGUAGUUAAAUGUACAGUGUUGUGAAAAGUUGAAAUAUUUAGAUAAAGACAUAGCCAUUGCUAGAUAUCUGAGAAUUUAUAAGUUCUAACCUAUAUGGUCUGUAUGGCAAAUAUUGGCAAUACAGACCAUAAUGAUAAGCCAAUAUUUGCUAAGCCAAUAUUUGUAAAAAACAAAUUCUCUAUCCUGAUUCCCUCUUAAUACUAAAUUAUUAAAUGGUGGGAUUUAUACAUCAUAUUAUGUCAAAAACAAACUAGCCACAUUAAAGCUUAGCAUAAUAUGUAAAGCAGGCUUUGUAUUAGAGAUAUGAUAUAACUCUGGAACAAUUUUUUCCAAAUCAGUGACUCAAAGGGUUUGUCUCCAACUUCUGUUGGAUGUUGGAUCUUUUUCUUUAUCCCUUCUUCCAACUACUCAUAAACUAGAGGGAAAAAAUCUCUAGAAAGAAUGAAAAUGUAAGUUUCUUCUCUAGAUGAAACAUGUUAGAAUAGCCUUCCUAAACUCGUGUCUCCAGAUGUCUUGGAUUUCAAUUCCUGGCAACUUCAGCCAUCAUGAAGUUUAACACUUGGCUUCCUAGCUAUCACUGUAACAAAACUUUAGAAAAUACAAAAGAUCUUAAGUCAUAUAUUUUUCUCCACUCCUGAAUUCCAGCAAUUAAAUAGUGUAUUGCCUCAAAAUACUAUCAUUACAUGUUAUAUGAUAAAUUAGUACAUGUUAUCAGUGUUCUAUGCAACAUUUUCUAAUUUAUUUGUAACCCCAUUUGACAUAAAUUUGACAUAGUAAAAACAUUGAUUAGUGAAUUCAAGGUUUUGACAUUUUUUUAUCAUGUCCCAAAAUCAUUGGUGUAAAGUUGUUCUCUAGAACUGACAUGGCCAUUACAGCUGUGGUUCUUCAUUUUAGAAUAAGAAAGGAUAUUCUCCAGAGAUUGCUUAUCUAUAAUUUCCAGCAACCACAGCAGGACGGCUAAAGGGAAGGAAGGCUGAAAGUCAAAUUCAGCAGAUAUCUUUAGAGCAGAACCAAUAGUCUUUUGAGAAAAAAAAUUCUUAGACAAUCUAAGUGGUCUCAGUUUGAUGAUUAGACAUGGGGAAAAAUAUCUAGCAUAAUUUGCUCCUCUGACAAUUUGAGAAUCACCUGUCCAAGAUUUAACCAUAAUGUGCUAAAAGAACAAAUUAAAAUUAUUUAAUAUGCCAUGAAGAUCUUUUUGAUACAAAGUUAGUUUUAUGAGCUUGUUGUUUGCAGAAAUGCUUCAUGUGUAGUUCUCCAGAAGAGGGAGCAACAAAUCCUGAAAUUUUGAUUCAUUUGCACCCAUCAACACCCAGAUGUUUAAAUCAGUUUUAACCCUAACCUUUUCUGUUUCAACAAGAAUGUAAUAUUGAAAUUGUCAAUAAAUAGUUUUGUAUGUGAUAUAUAUUGAAUUAAAAUAUAC
Crotalus tigris (Tiger rattlesnake) is the source of this 4935-nucleotide messenger RNA. Its product is annotated as protein spire homolog 1-like. Gene Ontology annotation, biological process: Golgi vesicle transport; establishment of meiotic spindle localization; polar body extrusion after meiotic divisions. The transcript is spliced from 14 exons. NCBI's taxonomy places the organism in Eukaryota, Metazoa, Chordata, Lepidosauria, Squamata, Viperidae. Gene Ontology annotation, cellular component: cell cortex; cytoplasmic vesicle membrane. Bases 1573 to 3171 code for a protein of 532 amino acids. The record is from RefSeq and is a predicted model, not a curated record. Gene Ontology annotation, molecular function: actin binding.